This is a messenger RNA of Closterium sp. Naga37s-1, 962 nucleotides long. Lineage: Eukaryota; Viridiplantae; Streptophyta; Zygnematophyceae; Desmidiales; Closteriaceae. The record is from the annotation of a GenBank genome assembly.
GAGGACGUGGGAAAGAUGGGGUGGGCAAAAGGGGUGGUGGAUCGGACAGGGGAGAUGAUUUCGUUCGUGCGCAACCAUCAUUGGACGCGCGCUUACCUGAGGACCCCGGAGUUGGUGGAGGGGAAGGUGCUGCAGCCGCUGAAGCCGGCGGGAACACGACGGACGCAGAUGCCAAGGGGAUGAUGGGCCGGCUUUACGAUGUAAUGCUGCAGCUUACGGAGGAUGUCAACAACCUCUUGGACGAAGAUGAGGAGCAGCUGAGUACCACGGACAAGGUGCAGAUCCGUCGCAUCAUCAAGAACCGUUGGGAUAACAACCUCGCCUGCGCCAUGCACGUUGCUGGCCGAAUCCUCAAUCCCGCCAACCAGGAGGAGGACAUCUUCGGCAGCGACGCCGAAUGCACCCGGGUUUUCAAGGCAUUUAUCAACCAGCACGUGGAGUUCCUCAUCGGCCACGACGGGAAGGGGAGGGAGGAGGAUGUUGAUUACUUGCUUGCCUUGGGUGACGGGCUGAGGGCUUUCUUGGACCUGAAAGGAAGUUUCGGGAUGCCGGAGGCGCUUGCACAAAGGGCGGAGGUGAAGGCGGGUAAAUACUUUCCUUUUGCGUCAUCUCUCAAUUUCGUCACCGCGUCACCUCUUCUCGUCCGGCCGCCGCCCGUCGCCCCGCAGCUUCCCGUCGGGCCGCCGCCCGUCGCCCCGCAGCUUCUCGUCGGGCCGCCGCCCGUUGCCCUGCAACUUCUCGUCGGGCCGCCGCCCGUCGCCCCGCAACUUCUCGUCGGGCCGCCGCCCGUCGCCCUGCAACUUCUCGUCGGGCCGCCACCUGUCGCCCCGCAGCUUUUCGUCGGGCCGCCGCCCGUCGCCCCGCAUCUGCACUUCUACCCCCAUUCCCCUUUUCCCGCAGCUAAACAGGUGCAGCAACGCAGCCGAGCAGCAGUGCAGCAGCGCAUCCGAGCAGCAGAGUAG